AGCCACUCACUCUCAAGUCCUCAGCAAGUCCUCAUGGAUGGUGGGCUGGGCACUGGCAGCCAAACUGCCAAACGGGACCGACGCGGGCUGUCGCCGCGCCCUGCAAGGCUGCCUGCACUGCUCACCAAGCUUUCAGAGAUCGCCCAGCCACCUCCAGAAUGGGACAAGCCGGAUGCGGAUACAAGCUGGUGUGGUUUGCCUUACAUCCGGCCAGCGCACGAGAUCAGCCAAGCAGAGCUCAUAGCGCGUGAGCAAUUCUCAUCCGCAGCCAGACGGAUCCUGCAGGAUUUGCAGGGUGGCAGUGCGGGGCAGAAAAGGCGCUUGAGUACGCCGGCCCUCAGCGUAGCUGCCAUCACAGCGCUUUUGUCCUGCGAAGUCAACCUGGAACGCCGUCGGGCCACCAUUGCAACCACCCUCCCACAUUGUGUUGACACCGAUCAAGCAGAGGACGAGGAACCUGUUCACAGACGUGAGAAGACUUGGGCCUGCACAAGUGAAGUGGAGGAGGAGAAAGCAGCAAUCGUAGUCCAGCCAGUGCGAGACAAGUCCUGGGUCAAGCAAGGGUCAAACAAGUCGGUUAUCUCCGCUGCAAGCUCGAGUUUUCGUUGGAGACACCCAGAGAGUGUGCUCAUCAUAGUGGACUGGGACGACACGCUUUUCCCAACGAGCUGGAUGUGGCAGAAGGACUUCUUCCGAAAGUGGGUGCAGGAAGGAAUGACCGGGAGGCAGACUGAGGUUGACCUCCCACCAGAAGAUGCGAAAUUCCUGGCUGAGAUUGACACCGUGGCGCAUGCCUUGCUCCUGGACGCCUUGGAAUUGGGACAAGUCAGCUGUGUGACGCUGGCGAGAAGACCAUGGCAGCAGCGCUCCAUGCAGGCGUUCUUGCCAAAGCUGUCAGAUCUUUGGGAGCGGCAUUCCAUUUCCGUGCGCUAUUCCAGAGAGGAAAGGCCGUACUAUUCCAACGAGUCCUACCGGCCCAAUGCCGCGGAGAACGAGCUCCUCCGCGAGAUGACUUUCGCCAGGCUGAAGCAGAAGUCCAUGAAGCGGAUCCUGAAGAAGUUCUACAAGAAAGGAAGUUGGAAGAACGUGAUCAGCCUUGGCGACGGGGCAGCUGAGCGCCGAGCCCUUCAAGAGAUCGGCUUCCAGCACCUGAAUCCGUCCAGCCCCCGCACUGGGCAGCCCAAGUCUUUCCGCACCAAGACCGUCAAAAUGCUGGAGGAACCUUCUUGUUCAGAGCUGAUCUCUGAGCUGAAGAUGAUCCAAGCUUGGUUGCCUGCACUUGCCAGCUUGGACGAAGACUUUGAUGUGGAUUUGACUGAAGGUGAGGAUGCCCUUCUCACCCUACAUCAGACAAUGAUGGAGGUGGAGGUGGAGUCUUCCCGAUCUAGCAGUCCUGAUUCCUCCAGGAGCGCGGCAAAGGUCGACAGACUUGCAUUGCCUGAGAGGAUGUGUGCAAGCGGCAAGUGCCUGCAUGAACCUGUGUAUUAGAAUUUGUUCGCCGUACCUCAGUUUGUCGGCUGUUCCUGGGUAGCCGACCAGGACCCUGCAUUGCAUUCGCCCAAUCGCAUACGGGUGUGUCUCAAAAAAGGGGAACCCCCAA
Messenger RNA from Effrenium voratum, 1600 nucleotides. NCBI's taxonomy places the organism in Eukaryota, Dinophyceae, Suessiales, Symbiodiniaceae. The record is from the annotation of a GenBank genome assembly.